Messenger RNA from Knipowitschia caucasica, 429 nucleotides. The record is from the annotation of a GenBank genome assembly. Lineage: Eukaryota; Metazoa; Chordata; Actinopteri; Gobiiformes; Gobiidae.
AUGAGUUCAAGGAAUGCGUUGGGUGGGGUGCGCAAAGGUGGGGGGGGCAUAGGGGCUGGCGCGAGUGUUCCCCGGGACUACGAUGAGUGUCUUCGUCGCCUCAUCGCUCGACGUCAGCUGGCUCCUAUCGCUCCAGCUUGGCUGCAGCCAGUGAUCGCCCUUUACCUCUUAACACUGACUGACACAUGGACCGAAGCACCCUGCGCUGUCUGUCCGCCCGUCACGCAGAGGACAUCCGUGGAACAAGGCAGUGCAGAAGGCCCAGAUCCUGAUCCAUCCAAGCUCCUGUCACCGGAGUCUGGCCUAGAUCCAGUUGCAGGACGGGAACUCUCAGAAGGAGCUCAGACAGUUGUAACGGUGGUGAGAGGACGCAGAGACGGUUGGCACAUGUUUGAACGCGACACACCAACAACAAGAGCUGGCGAUUAG